Messenger RNA from Cladophialophora bantiana CBS 173.52, 795 nucleotides. RefSeq lists its product as uncharacterized. The transcript is spliced from 3 exons. The coding region runs from base 1 to 795 and encodes 264 amino acids. Lineage: Eukaryota; Fungi; Ascomycota; Eurotiomycetes; Chaetothyriales; Herpotrichiellaceae. The record is from RefSeq and is a predicted model, not a curated record.
AUGUCUUUUACAUUGUGGUACACCAAGCCUGACGGCACCAAAAAACCAAUCAAGAUGUCCAUCUGGGAUGCUAUGAAGGGUGUCCCGGAUCCGAAUCCGAGAAAGCCAAAGCCCAAGCCGUGUUUGUGCUGUGGAAAGAGUCACGUCAAGGAUAAGCCUAACGAAGACAGCAAAUGCGAUGAAAAGAAGGAGGCCAAUGACAAUGACAAGGACAACCGCAACAAAGGCAAUGAUGACACCAAGGGGAAGAGCAAGAACGAAGACUCUGAUCUUACCGAGGACGAUCGGACCAUGCUCCGUAUGAAAAGUGAGAACCACCAGGCCCAAUGGAAGGAUAUCCUCGCAGUUACCACCAGCUUCAAGAAUGUGGGCGAGCUCAAGGCACGUUGGAGGCAGAUAAACCACCGACUCGAAGCGGGAAAUAAGGACAAUUUCAACGGAAGCAAGAAGAAGGACAGGGACGCGGAGAGGGAAGAGAGGACUAGGAGGGAUCGUGAGGAAGGCUUGAAGAGGAAAGCCGAACGGGAAGCUGCCAGAGCCAGGAAGGGAGAAGAGGAAAAGAAGGCAGAGGAGCAGAGAGAAGACGGUACCAGAUCUGAUAAGAAGGAUGAUGACAAUAAAUCUGCGACAUGGGACGGCAACGCAAAGAAAUCCAGCCCGUCACCAAACAGUCUGAAAGCGUGGGCCGACAACUACGACAAGAAGAAAUGGCAGAUCAUGGCUUCGAAACACUAUGACAAGACAGGCGAGCGCAUCACUGCCAGCCAAGCUCGGAAGCUGGCUGGGGCAAAGUGA